AUGGAUAACAAUACCAGUUUCGCGGCCAGCCCAUCAGCCACGAGUGAAGCGAUUGAUCAGUCAACGGUUUCUGACCUCACUCCUAUCGCUAUAGCAGCUGGAGGGAAAGAGAUCACAGGAAUAGAGAUCUUUCAAAGGACCGCAGACAACACCACGGCAGCCAGGGUGAAUGAGCUCGUUUCAGAAAUGAACGCAAACAAACCUACCGGAGGCAUCGACAUGGCAUAUGGAAAUGAGGACACUCAGCGUCUCCGCUUUUGGAAGGCUAACUCAUUCAAGGCUUCAAUUGUCGUCUUCGUUCAUGGCGGCAGUUGGCGAUCGGGGACAUAUUUGGACUCUAUUGGUUCGGUCAAGGUUGAUCAUUUGACCAGCAAGGGCUAUGCCUUCGCCACCGUCAACUAUACACUCAUCCCCUCCGUGACUGUGGAGGAGCAGGUGCAGGAGGUGGCAAAUUCUCUGGACUAUCUGGUCAAGAACGCGGCUAGGCCAUUUGCAAGAGAGUGGUGCCAGUUUCCAUACCCACCAGAAAGGGAUCUUGAGUACAGUUUACCUUGUUUACAGCGAGCCUACUGGAAGGAGAUAUAUGUAUAG
Penicillium soppii is the source of this 591-nucleotide messenger RNA. Its product is annotated as alpha/beta hydrolase. Lineage: Eukaryota; Fungi; Ascomycota; Eurotiomycetes; Eurotiales; Aspergillaceae. The record is from RefSeq and is a predicted model, not a curated record. The coding region runs from base 1 to 591 and encodes 196 amino acids. The transcript has a single exon.